AUGGACCCCGUCAUAUCGACCGCCACGAGACUCCUAACUGAAGCCGACAGCAGUCUGGAGCACGCGUCCGUGGGCAAAAUCAUCUCAACCGGUUUGCUGCUCGGCAUUGUGCACGUGCUCACGGGCCCGGACCAUUUGAGCGCCCUAGCUGCUAUGGCCACGGGUGGGUCGUUCAAGGCGUUCGCACUGGGAGUGCGAUGGGGCUGCGGCCACUCCCUCGGCCUGUUGAUCAUGGCCGGCAUCUUCUUCGCCGCGGGCCAAACCAUCGACCUCGAUGACGUGGGCGGAUACCUCAACUACGUCGUGGGCGUCUUCAUGAUCGCGUUGGGCGUCUGGACGGGUAGAAGCAUCUACCGCAAGUACCAUCAAGCACAUGAUGAGGAGAAGGCUUCGAACGAUGGACUGGAAGGGCCUAAGACCUUCAAGCAGAAUUACUGCGCCAACCUGAGCUUCGAGAACCCCAUGAUGCAAAGGGUCGCAGCUCUUUGCGUGGGGAUUGUGCACGGUAUCGCCGGACCUGGAGGCAUUCUGGGUGUGCUACCCGCCGUGGUGCUCAACAACUGGGGCAAGUCGAUCGCCUACCUCGGCUCGUUCUGCGGCGCGUCCAUAUUGACGAUGGGCGUGUUCGCAGCCGUUUACGGUGAAGUCACGCGUCGACUUGGCGGCAGCUCACCCAAGAUGGACUUCCGCGUGGGCAUGUGCUCUUCGGCGUUCUCGUUCGUUGUUGGCGUCCUUUGGAUCAUCCUGCAGGCAGCGGGUGUACUCGACGAGAUUUUUGGCUAA
Messenger RNA from Phytophthora sojae, 783 nucleotides. RefSeq lists its product as hypothetical. NCBI's taxonomy places the organism in Eukaryota, Oomycota, Peronosporomycetes, Peronosporales, Peronosporaceae. Bases 1 to 783 code for a protein of 260 amino acids. The transcript has 3 exons. The record is from RefSeq and is a predicted model, not a curated record.